UUUUCUUCUUCAGGUGUUUCAGUGAACUCAGAUGUUUCUCUGCAGAAGAGAAUCAUUGGAGGUCAUGACUGUGAUGACACGGAGCGUCUUUAUCAUGUUCGGAUUGUGGGCAUAAACGGUAACAAUAACAUCUUGUGUGGAGGAACUCUGAUCCACCCUAAGUGGAUUCUGACUGCAGCUCACUGCUGGAAGUCGGAGCCAGGCUGGAUAUUCACAGCAGUGUUAAAAGUUCAUCCACCGACUGCUAACCAGCAGAAUUUGUUAAUCCAUAACAAUCCUGUGAUUUACGCUGACCACGGCCGGGACCAUGACGUCAUGUUGAUGAAGCUUCCAACACCAGUAACAGAUGUCCCACUUGCUCAGCUACCAAAUUGCAACAAUCGUCUUAAAAUAGACGAUACUGUUCAGCUGGGCGGAGAGGGACCAACGAGAACCGGGCCCAAUAAUCGCCGAUUAACCAAUAGUCCUAUGCCACCGCGUCUUCAGUGUGUCGACAUGAAAGUUGUUGCUGUUUCCCAGUUCAGUCAGAAACGUGGGCACAUAUUCAGUACUGCAGCACCGAACAAGGAUACAUGUCGUGGUGACUCUGGUGCAGCAGUGGUGUUCAACGACAUGAUUUAUGGUGUGAAUGCUGGCUGUGGAAAAUUUGCAUUGCAGAAGCCAGGUGGAAUCAUGGAUGUGUGUGAAUACAUGGAUUGGAUAAAACAAACUAUCAUGAAAUAA
Messenger RNA from Xiphophorus hellerii (green swordtail), 723 nucleotides. RefSeq names its product trypsin-like. Gene Ontology annotation, biological process: proteolysis. Gene Ontology annotation, molecular function: serine-type endopeptidase activity. The transcript is spliced from 5 exons. The record is from RefSeq and is a predicted model, not a curated record. The annotation marks the transcript as partial. NCBI's taxonomy places the organism in Eukaryota, Metazoa, Chordata, Actinopteri, Cyprinodontiformes, Poeciliidae.